AUGGAGAGUCAGUUUCAUGCCCAGUUCUUUAGAGCUGAGCCUGAAGUGACAAUGGUGGAUUUGUCAAAAUUUAAACAAAGGCAAGGAGAAAGUGCAAAGCAGUACAUCGACAGGUUUAAGAAGGUAAAAAACAGAUGUCAUGUGUACAUGCGUGAAAUAGAAGUUAUAAGACUAGUCCAGAAAGGUUUAAAUUUUGAACUUAGGAAAAAUUUAGAAGGUGUGAUGUUUAAAGACCUAUUUGAGUUGUCUUCAACGGCAACUAGUUAUGAGGCCAUUCUUAGAGAAGAGCAACAAAGAAAUGCAGCCUCAUUAGGGACUUAUUACCAAGAGGUUGAGUUUGACACGGAUAUCGACAUAGAUAUGGCUCAAAUAAUAGGUAAAAAACCUGUGAUUUGUGAAACACUAAGGAAAGCUGGUAAACAUGUGAGCAUGCCAGCAACACAACUAGCCAAAAAGAAUGUGGCUAUGUCACAUAGGCAGUACUCUUUUGAUUUAUCAAAAGCAGAUGCAUUAUUUGAUGAGUUGUUAGCAAACAAGUUUUUAACUUUGACUCCUGGACACAAUAUUCCCAAAGAAAAGGACAGCUUUAGCAAGGAGUAUUGUAAAUGGCAUAAUUUUUUUAGGCAUUCCACUAACAAUUGUGUUACAUUUCAGAAUUGUGUGCAGGACUUAAUUCAAAAAGGAAUAUUGAAAUAUGCUAAAAAAGAUAAAGGGGUUAUGGCAAUCGACAGUGACCUAUUCCCAAACAUGGUGAAGAUUAACAUGGUAUCAACUAACUUCCAGUCAAUUGAUCAAAAGAAGAAGGACAAAAAUCCUAGAGUUCUCUUGGUAGAAUUAGACAAGCUCCACAAAGAGAGGAUGAAGAAGAUGCCAAAAGAAGCAAAAGUUUAG
Camellia sinensis is the source of this 891-nucleotide messenger RNA. NCBI's taxonomy places the organism in Eukaryota, Viridiplantae, Streptophyta, Magnoliopsida, Ericales, Theaceae. The record is from RefSeq and is a predicted model, not a curated record.